UUGGUCCCCUGAGGAUGCGGCCACAGCUGAUUGGAUGAAAGUUUCUCCUCGAGUUAUCGCCCCCCCACCCUGCAGAUAUUCGUGGUCCGGUGCUACUGUGAUUCCAGUUGUUUUCACAUCCCCUCACACACAAAGAGUCUCAGAGCUGCUGUCUUUUACAUCUCCGAAUAAAUGUGGUGAGUGAUGCGCAACUAACGACUGACGCUCCUGUACAUCGAGGCGAGAACGAAGAAGUAAAGAGCAGAAAUACAUCUUGCUCUCGAGGAGAGAAAUUAGGGGAGAGUUUGAAAAAGUUCAGACAGACUUGAUUGAACCUAAAGAGCGAAAAUGGUGUCGGCCGGACUGGAGAUCCUGGGACUAUCGCUGUGCGUAAUUGGCUCGCUCCUGGUGAUGGUUUCGUGCGGGCUGCCCAUGUGGAAGGUGACGGCUUUCAUCGAAGCCAACAUCGUGGUGGCUCAGACAAUCUGGGACGGCUUGUGGAUGUCUUGUGUGGUCCAGAGUACGGGACAGAUGCAGUGCAAGGUGCACGACUCCGUCCUCGCCCUCACCCACGAUCUACAGGCGGCCAGAGCGCUCACCAUCAUCUCCUCAGUGAUGGGCGUGCUGGGGCUCAUGGUUGUCAUCGCGGGGGCGCAGUGCACAAACUGCAUCCGCGCUGAGUACGUCAAAGCCCGGGUGGUGAACUCCGGAGGGAUCAUCUACAUCAUCAGUGGUCUGUUUGUGCUGGUGCCUCUCUGCUGGAUGGCCAACAAUAUCAUAUCAGACUUCUACAACCCACAGGUGCCUGCAUCCAAGAAGAGGGAGAUCGGUGCUGCUCUCUACAUCGGCUGGGCGGCCUCAGCGCUGCUACUGAUCGGAGGAGCGCUGCUGUGCUGCUCCUGUCCCUCCAGCGGGAACUCAGGAUACUCGGUAAAAUACUCACCGACCAAGAGAACCACGCAGAACGGGGACUAUGACAAGAGGAAUUAUGUGUAGCAAUGUGGCUCAUAGCAGGCGGUGCGUAAAAGUGACCUGCAGCUUUUGAAAAACUGUUUUGUCUUUUUUUUUUGACGGACGUUAUCUUUGCACCUGCAGUUUUUGUUUGUUUGUUUGUUUGUUUUUAGAAAUCUGAACUUUGAAAAUUUACGGAAGCACCUCUGCUGUUUUUACACUGGCUUUUCAAUACGCUCGGAACGCAAAUUAAUAAAUCCUUUUUGUAUCUACAGGAGAGUUUAAAAAGACUAUCAACUACAAGAGGUAGCUCACGGCAAAAAAGGAGUAUCUUUGUUAGGUACCUGCUUUGAAAAUGAUUAGUAUUUUGAAUUGUUUACUGUUGUAACCGCAAAGUUUUUCUUCUCUAGAGGAAAUCUUUGCAUCGAAUAGAUACACUGCUCUUUUGCCUUGAUGUGCAUUGUCAGCACAAACUUGUACAGUAACUGAGAAUUAUUGCACUCCCACAACCAUUUCCUUUAGUGGAAUACGCCGACAUGUUGAGGACUCUAACAAUGUCCAAACAACAAUAACGAGCGAAGAAGGAGUGUAGACAAAGUCCUAUUAAAUCUUGGACAGGCUUUUGUGUUGUUCAGACGUUGAUAGCGGUGACUUUGAAGAUUGCAGUCCAAUUUUGGACCUGUAGAGUCCGGAGACCGGGAUCCAUAGAUCACAAUAUGAAAUGUUACAGUCCGUUAUUGGGUUGCACUCAGCACCUGCAACGUUUUUUUCAUCAUUGUCACUGCAGGAAGUCUUUUUUAUUUUCAAAGCAUUCUAGGAAUAAACUCUGUUUUCUGUUGGUUUGUUGACGUUUGAUGUAACGAUUCAUUAUUCAUGUAUAUGAAGAUGCAAUAUUGUUUCAUUUUAUUAAGAUUAAACUGAAUAUAUUGUCUGAAAUCCUCA
This is a messenger RNA of Larimichthys crocea (large yellow croaker), 1872 nucleotides long. RefSeq names its product claudin 5a (gene cldn5a). Bases 328 to 975 code for a protein of 215 amino acids. The record is from RefSeq and is a predicted model, not a curated record. The transcript has a single exon. Gene Ontology annotation, molecular function: structural molecule activity. Lineage: Eukaryota; Metazoa; Chordata; Actinopteri; Sciaenidae. Gene Ontology annotation, cellular component: membrane; bicellular tight junction.